Kluyveromyces lactis is the source of this 1470-nucleotide messenger RNA. RefSeq names its product 17-beta-hydroxysteroid dehydrogenase-like protein (gene MRX18). Gene Ontology annotation, molecular function: glucan endo-1,6-beta-glucosidase activity. The record is from RefSeq and is a predicted model, not a curated record. Bases 1 to 1470 code for a protein of 489 amino acids. Gene Ontology annotation, cellular component: cell surface; extracellular region. The transcript has a single exon. Lineage: Eukaryota; Fungi; Ascomycota; Saccharomycetes; Saccharomycetales; Saccharomycetaceae. Gene Ontology annotation, biological process: glucan catabolic process.
AUGUUCGAUAAGCUAAAACAGAAGGUUUUGAAUAAAUCAAGAGAAGUAACGUUCUUGGACUUACCUCAACCAGGUGAAUUGAAAGACGAACGAAUUUUCUAUCAGAACAGAACUAAUUAUGGUGUUAAUUUCGGAUCAAUGUUCGUACUAGAGCAAUAUAUCUUCCAUAGUCUAUUUUCUGCUGGUGGUGGUAAUGAAUUUGAUGCUAUCACAAACCAGGUCAAAGCAAGCAACUCAAAUGACACUGCCAAAAAAUUAUCUGAUCAUUAUGAUUCAUAUUUGAAUCGUGUAGAUUGGAAUUGGUUAAGAUCAGUUGGGUGUACUGCGAUUAGGUUGCCUGUUGGAUAUUGGCAUGUCAAAAAUGGUGAAUUAUUGAAAAAUGGCGAGAAGUUCUAUAGCUUGAAGGACGUUUAUUCCAAGUCGAAACCAUGGGACAGAGUGAAAAAGGUGAUUUCUUUGGCAAAUGAGAAUAAAAUUGGAGUUCUAUUGGAUUUACAUGGAUUACCAGGCGGAGCUAAUGGAGAUGCCCAUAGUGGCGAACAAAGCUGUGGUUCUGCUACUUUCUUUGAUGAAUCGAGUUUCGUCAAAUCAAUCGUUGAUAAUGUUAUACCUUUUGUGGUGCAAGAUCUACAAUCAAAUGUAAAUUUAAUCGGAUUGCAAAUUGUCAAUGAAGCUCAAUUUGAUGAAAGCGGUAAGAAACAAAAAUCUUAUUAUGAAAAGGCUGUCGAAAAAGUGCGUUCUAUCAACAGUACCUUACCGGUGGUUAUUUCAGAUGGCUGGUGGCCUCAACAGUGGUCUGACUGGGUUCAGGAAAAAAAACUAUUCACCGACGUUAUAAUCGACUCACAUGUGUAUCGAUGCUUCAGCGAUUCGGACAAGGCCAAGAACGUUGAAAAAUUGAUUCAAGAUUUAUCAUCCUCAGUGCAAUUUGACAGGUCUAAGGCAGAUUUCACAGUAGCUGAGUUUUCCUGUGUCAUUGAUGGUCAAAGCUGGGACAAGACUUCCGGAAACAGAGAUGAUCUUGUGAAGAAAUAUGGACAAGCACAGACAAGUAUAUUCCAGAGGCAGGCAUCCUGGGGAUGGUUCUUCUGGACUCUUCAAUUUGAAUCUGGAGAUGGAGGAGAAUGGGGAUAUAUUCCUAUGGUCAAUAAAGGCGCUAUUCCAAACAGACCCACGACGUGGAAGAAACCCGACAAUGGUGCAAUCAAUAAACUUGUUGAAGACCACAAAAACUACUGGGCUGACAAAGGUGGUGACAAGAUGGAACACUGGAGAUUUGAGGACGCUCUUCGCAAUACAAUCAAGGACAUCGAAUCGUUCACGACAUUUAACAAUUCACUCUUAGGAAGAACCUGUGCUUGGAAAUAUUUCAGAAGAGUACAGUAUAUAAAAAGUAAGGGUGAUGGAGAAUAUAUGUGGGAAUGGGAACAAGGGUUUGAUCAAGCUAUAGCCAACUUCAAUCAUUAUUAG